ACUGUUUACAAAGUUACAACACAGGAAGUUUGCUUUGACAGCGGAGAGCGUAAUGCGUUGGGGGCUGCAGAUUCACUCGCAGAUUCACAUGAUAGAAUAGUUAAUUCUCCAAUACAUCGUGAAGUUGAUGCUUAAACAGGAGCGACAAUGUUCGCGGGGCUGCCUGAGCUCGGGAUAUCCAACGGAGAGGAUCUUAAAGAAACUCUCACCAACUGUACGGAGCCCCUGAAAGCCAUUGAUCAGUUUCAGAUGGAAAAUGGCAUCCUGCUGCCAACCCUCCAGUCAGCUCUUCCCUUCCUCGACCUCCAUGGAACACCUCGGCUCGAGUUCCACCAGUCUGUCUUUGAUGAGCUUCGAGAAAAGCUGAUGGAACGAGUUGCCAUCAUUGCAGAGGGCAAGGACGAGGACAGAUAUGGGAAGCUUGAAGAACUGCUGGAGAAGAGCUUUCCCCUUGUCAAAAUGCCAUCCAUUCAGCCAGUGGUGAUGCAGGUGCUGAAGCAUCUACCCAAGGUGCCAGAAAAGAAACUGAAGAUGGUGAUGGCUGAUAAGGAGCUGUACAAAGUGUGCGCUGUAGAGGUGAAAAGGCAGAUCUGGCAGGACAACCAGGCUCUGUUUGGGGAUGAAGUCUCACCCCUCCUAAAGCAGUACAUUGUGGAGAAGGAAGCAGCCUUGUUCAGCAGUGAUCUCUCCAUCUUGCACAAUUUCUUCAGCCCAUCUCCUAAAACACGACGGCAAGGCGAGGUGGUCCUAAAACUGACACAGAUGAUUGGAAAGAACGUAAAGCUGUAUGACAUGGUGCUGCAGUUUUUACGAACACUCUUCCUGCGAACACGGAAUGUCCAUUACUGCACACUGAGAGCAGAGCUGCUGAUGUCUCUUCACGACCUGGACAUCAGUGAGAUCUGCUCCGUAGACCCCUGCCAUAAGUUUACUUGGUGUUUAGACGCCUGCAUCCGUGAGAAGUUUGUGGAUGGCAAGCGAGCCAGAGAGCUGCAAGGUUUCCUGGAUGGAGUGAAGAAAGGACAAGAGCAAGUCCUCGGGGACCUGUCCAUGAUCCUGUGUGACCCGUUUGCUUGUAAUACCCUGGUCCUGAGUAUCAUGAGGAACCUGCAAGAGCUGCUGAGUCAGGACGCUUUACCAAGGGAUAGUCCAGACCUGAUGCUGCUGCUGAGGAUGCUGUCACUGGGUCAGGGGGCGUGGGACAUGAUUGACAGCCAGGUGUUUAAAGAGCCUCGUUUGGAUUUGGAGGUGGUGACCCGCUUCCUGCCUGCCAUGAUGUCAGUGGUUGUUGAUGAUCACACCUUCACUGUAGAACAGAAGCUUCCCAGUGAAGAGAAGAGUUCAUUAACAUACCCCACCACACUGCCUGAUACCUUCAACAGGUACCUGCAGGAGAACAGAGUGGCCUGUGAAAUGGGUCUCUACUACGUCCUCCACAUUGCCAAACUGAGGAACAAGAAUGCCUUACAGAGGUUACUGCCUCCCCUGGUGGAGACCUACAAUGACAUGGCCUUUAGCGACAUCUUCCUGCACCUGCUGACUGGACACCUCACCCUCCUCUCUGAUGAGUUUGGAUCAGAAGAAUUUUGUUCUGUUGUCUUUGAUGGCUUCCUUCUUACUUCUUCUUCCAGUAAAGAGAAUGUCCACAGACACACCCUCCGGAUGUUGCUGCAUCUACACCACAAAGUGCUGCCAUCAUACAUGGAAACCUUGAUGAAAACUCUGGAACCUCCAAAACAGAGCAGCGAACCGGUGAAGGAGCUGUACACUCAGCUGACGGAGAAGCUGGAUGCCCAGAAGAAGAGCCCUCCGCCACCAGAUGAAACUCCAUCCCUGGAUUUGGGGCUGCAUCCAGUGACUGUCCCCACCACUGCCUCCACCCCAACCACGCCUCUCUGAGGCCCAGCAGAAACAAAUACAGUCACCAGCUAGCUUGUGAAUUUGAAAAAAGACCAUUUUACAUUAUUGUUCGUUCUAUGAUUUCCAUGGACGUUUAUUUUCUUUAGAUGUUUCUCUCUAAGUAGGUCUUCCAUCUCUGACAGUGUAGUCCAGCAGCCAUCUGCCUUUCUAAACUUGUGCUACAGUAUUUUCAUAUGUUUUUGGGCUAUCAGUGUGUUAUUUGAUUUGUGCCAGGAGUGCACCAUAUCUGUAAAUAAAUGAUUCUUUAGCAAUGGAAA
This is a messenger RNA of Epinephelus moara (kelp grouper), 2177 nucleotides long. RefSeq names its product negative elongation factor complex member B (gene nelfb). Bases 148 to 1899 code for a protein of 583 amino acids. The record is from RefSeq and is a predicted model, not a curated record. Gene Ontology annotation, cellular component: nucleus; NELF complex. Gene Ontology annotation, biological process: negative regulation of transcription elongation by RNA polymerase II. Lineage: Eukaryota; Metazoa; Chordata; Actinopteri; Perciformes; Serranidae. The transcript has 13 exons.